UUCUGUAAUGAUUACGAGCAUCUCGAAAAGUUAUACAUUACAAUUUUUGAUUUUAUUGAGAAUAUCCUCUGAAAGACAUCGAAAUUUCUGUUGCAAGAGUUCUGCUCAAAAGAGUUUAAUACUCGUAUACUCAAGGAUCAUGCAUCGCUGGUUCUUUGCCAAUGAGCGCGAGGAGUGCGACGAGGAGGCAAAGGCCCGCGAGGAAGACAACCAGGUGGAAGAAGAUGCCAAGGAGGAGUCGGUGGCACCUCCCGUUCGCACCACAGAGUGGCCCUUCUGCGUGUUGUAUCCCCGGCCGCUGCAGGGCAACGAGUACCUGGCCAUCACCGGCAACUGUGAAUCUCUGGGCGACUGGGAUCCCCAGAAGGUGGUCGUGAUGGACAAGAAUGACUGCUCCUGCGAGAACAGAUUCGUGGCGAAGACCGGCCACUGCCAGCAGAGGUUCGAGGCGACUGUGAUCAUUCCACGGAACAUCGACAUCCACUAUCGCUUCUGUGUGGUCGUCCCCGAUGGGGAGACGGGCCAGAACUUCAUACGCUUCUGGGAGUCCCGCCUGGAGUCGCGUGUCAUCCGCACCUGCCAGAACAUGCUGAAGGACUGCGAUCGCUUUGGCUAUCGCAACGAGACCGACACCGAAUGUCUGGUGGAUCGGGGAUGGGCCACCAGCGAGACCUACAUCCACUUCAAGAUCUUCAACGCGCCGUUCCUCUGGCAGCAGCAGUCGCCCCGUCUGCUCUACGUCCACAUCCAGCCGAUGUUCGAGAAGGAACAGUUCUGCCCGGAUGCGGAAAAGGUUCCUGUCCGCACACUCAAGCGUCUCACCCUGCUCAGCCGUCAAUCCGGGUCCGCGGCUGCCGAGGAGAUCGACCAGAGUCUCCGUCUGGCCUACACAGAGGUGGCCAACCUGCGCCACCCGAAGAAGCUCCGCUUCCAGCCGUACCACGGCGUCUGCUGCGGCCCGGAGGACAUGCAGCUCUACCACUGCUCCAUUGGCAAUCCGCAGGAGACGCACUACCGCCUGGAUCUCUACACCUUUGCCCACAAGUCGGGCCCCGACGAGCCGCCCUACCACUACGGCUAUGGCUUCGUGAAUGCGGACCAGCUGGUGGACAGCGAGGGGCAUGUGGUCGUCUCCAUCAUCUGCGCCUCCACCCACCGACCCCUGAUCGAGAUGUGCCUGCGCUACCUGAUCAUCCGGCCCCUGGAGAACUUCAAGUGCGAUAUGCGGAGGACUUACGAGCGCUACUGGCGCCGCAAUCGCCUGCCGAUGGACAUUGGCCAUCGAGGCUCGGGCACAACCUACUGCCUCGGGGAGAAUCUGGUGCGGGAGAACACGCUGUAUGGGUUCAAGCAGGCCGCUGUGGCCAAUGCCGACAUGGUGGAGUUCGAUGUGCAGCUCACAAAGGACGCCCAAGUGGUUGUCUACCACGACUUUGUGAUGAAGUUCCUCCUGCAGCGCUGUGCGAGCUACGAGGAGCUGCUCGCCAGCUGCGACCUGCUGGUCUUUCCCUUCGAGAAGCUCAAUCGCCUGAAGCUCUUGGCGAUGGGCGGAUGCAAGCGGACCAACCACAUUGCCGUGCCCUUCGAGGCGUUCACCUACGACCAGUUGACCCUGGUGCGGGUCCUGCGCUUUGCCGCCAACAAGGGCUACGAGGUGCCCUGCGAUCGCAUGCUGCACGAGCAGCGGCCCUUCCCCCUGCUGCUGGACUUGUUCGAGAAGGAGGAGGACCUGCUGCCGCAGACUCUUGGCUUCAACAUCGAGAUCAAGUUCCCGCAGCUGGACAGCACCCGGCGCUGGGAGGACGAGUGCUUCAAGCCCACCUUCGACCGGAAUGUGUACGUGGACACCAUUCUGGAGAUUGUCCUGCAGCGUGCCGGCAGCAGACGCAUCUUGUUCUCCUGCUUCGAUGCGGAUAUCUGCACGAUGGUGCGCCUCAAGCAGAACCUCUAUCCGGUGGUGCUGCUCACCGCGAAUCCCGAGUGCCCCGUCCAGUAUUUGGACAAGCGCGUCAGUGUCCUGGACCAUGCCGCCCACCUGGCCCACAGCUUGGAGUUCUUCGGCCUGGCCAUGCACACCAAUACGGUGCUGCAGCGGCCGGAAAUCGGGCCCCGGCUCCAGCAGCUGCACCUCCAGGCUCUCGUCUGGGGCAGCGUCAACGCGGACAUUCGGGUGCGCAAUAUAACGAAGAAGCAUGGGGUGGUGGGCAUCAUCUACGAUCGCCUGGAUCAGCUGGAUCAGGUGGGGGAGGAGCUGCCCUGCGGCAAUCUAUGCAUCAUAGAUUCACCGGCCAACAGAAAGAUGCUCAAGCAAAUAGAGGAGCAGGAGUGGCGGGCCAAGUGCGGCUACAAUCCCGAAGCAUAGUAUUUAUUUUGUGUCCAAAUAUUGCCCAUAUAAUCGUACUCGUACUCGUA
Molecule: messenger RNA, 2412 nt
Organism: Drosophila obscura
Lineage: Eukaryota; Metazoa; Arthropoda; Insecta; Diptera; Drosophilidae
Product: glycerophosphocholine phosphodiesterase GPCPD1
Exons: 1
Coding region: 8-2362 (784 amino acids)
Biological process (GO): glycerophospholipid catabolic process
Molecular function (GO): starch binding; glycerophosphocholine phosphodiesterase activity
Source: RefSeq, a predicted model, not a curated record